Manis javanica (Malayan pangolin) is the source of this 2568-nucleotide messenger RNA. RefSeq names its product solute carrier family 2 member 6 (gene SLC2A6). NCBI's taxonomy places the organism in Eukaryota, Metazoa, Chordata, Mammalia, Pholidota, Manidae. Gene Ontology annotation, molecular function: transmembrane transporter activity. Gene Ontology annotation, biological process: transmembrane transport. Gene Ontology annotation, cellular component: membrane. The record is from RefSeq and is a predicted model, not a curated record.
UCGGUUUCCUGCUCCGGGCCCAGAGGUGGGACGCAGUCUAACGCCCCAGUGCUGGUACCCGGCUCUGAGCCAGACGUGGGCAAGUACGAACCCGCAGAGGCUCUGCCUCCAGGCUCCGCACGACUGACCAGCCGCCUCCCUCAAGUUUGCGGUUUCCAUCCACAGGGCCUUCCCAGGGUCUCCAGAGGCGCAGGAGGCACCGACCGAGCCCCGGGAAAGACCGACCGCACCCGGCACCGCGGGGGAGCCCGCGCCCAGCCCCCGGGCCGCGCCCGCCGCUGAGCAUCCGCACCCUUGCGGCCGCCCCAUUGGCCGGCGCCAGCUCUGCAGGGCUGCCCCGCAGCCAAUCGCGACCGGGGGGCGGAGCUGCGGGCUCGCCGAAUGCUCGGAGCUGCUGCUGUUCGCCGGGCCUCCUGUCCUAGCUGCCCGCCUCCCGCGGGGACCCUGCGAGGCGAGGCUGGCCAUGCAGGAGCCGCUGCUGGGGGCUGAGGGCCCGGACUAUGACACCUUCCCCGAGAAGCCGUCCCCAUCGCCAGGGGAGAGGAAGCGGGUCGGGGCCCUGCAGAACAAGAGGGUGUUCCUGGCAACCUUCGCUGCGGUGCUGGGCAACUUCAGCUUCGGAUAUGCCCUGGUCUACACGUCCCCCGUCAUCCCAGCUCUGGAGCACUCCUGGGAUCCCGACCUGAGUCUGACCCAACCCCAGGCGUCAUGGUUCGGGUCCGUGUUCACCCUGGGCGCAGCGGCUGGGGGCCUCAGUGCCAUGGUCCUCAACGACCUCCUGGGCCGGAAGCUCAGCAUCAUGUUCUCGGCUGUGCCCUCGGCAGCUGGCUACGCACUCAUGGCGGGUGCCCACAGCUUCUGGAUGCUGCUGCUGGGGAGGACACUGACAGGCUUCGCCGGGGGGCUCACAGCUGCCUGCAUCCCGGUGUACGUGUCUGAGAUUGCUCCUCCAAACGUUCGUGGGGCCCUGGGAGCCACACCCCAGCUCAUGGCGGUGUUUGGAUCGCUGUCCCUCUACGCCUUUGGCCUCCUGCUGCCGUGGCGCUGGCUGGCUGUGGCCGGGGAGGGUCCUGUGCUCGUCAUGGUCCUGCUGCUCAGCUUCAUGCCCAAUUCGCCUCGCUUCCUGCUCUCAAGAGGCAGGGACUCAGAGGCGCUUGGGGCACUGGCCUGGCUGCGCGGGGCUGACACCGACAUCCGCUGGGAGUUUGAGCAGAUCCAGGACAAUGUCCGGAGACAGAGCAGCCGAAUGUCGUGGGCUGAGGCCCGGGACCCCCACACGUACCGGCCCAUCAUCAUCGCCUUGCUGAUGCGCUUCCUGCAGCAACUGACGGGCAUCACGCCCAUCCUCGUCUACUUGCAGCCCAUCUUUGAGAGCACGGCCGUCCUGCUGCCCCCUGAGGAUGAUGCGGCCAUUGUGGGGGCAGUGAGGCUCCUGUCUGUACUGAUGGCCGCCCUUACAAUGGACCUGGCUGGCCGCAAGGUUCUGCUCUUCAUCUCAGCAGCCAUCAUGUUUGCUGCCAACCUGACGCUGGGGCUGUACAUCCACUUCAGUCCGAAGCCCCUGACCCCUAACAGCACUGUGGGCCUGGAGAGUGUGCUCUUGGGGGACCCAGGGCAGCCCCUGGCAACGCCUACCAGCUACCUCACCCUGGUGCCCCUGCUGGCCACCAUGCUCUUCAUCAUGGGCUAUGCCAUGGGCUGGGGGCCCAUCACCUGGCUCCUCAUGUCGGAGAUCCUGCCCCUUCGAGCCCGCGGCGUGGCUUCAGGGCUGUGCGUGCUCAUCAGCUGGCUCACCGCCUUUGCCCUCACCAAGUCCUUCCUGCUGGUGGUGAACGCCUUUGGCCUCCAGGUGCCCUUCUUCUUCUUUGCCGCCAUCUGCUUGGCAAACCUGGUGUUCACGGGCUGCUGCGUGCCUGAGACCAAGGGCCGGUCACUGGAGCAGAUUGAGUCCUUCUUCCGCACUGGGAGGAGGUCCUUCCUACGCUAGGUCAGGGUGCCCACCAGGGAGAGGCCAACCACUGGGCAGCCGGGCCUCUGCACUGGCCACAAACUGCACCCAAGUCCAGGAGGCAGCAGCAAUAUGUCACCUGCUGAGCACAGGACAGGCCCCCCGGGACAACAUGCUGGCUCUGGGCAGGCAGCACUGCUGACCAGCCCUGGCCUCGGCUGCGGCAUCAUACUCAUCAGCCAAGACCCACCGGCACGGGCUGCAGGAGGCAUGCGGCCCAGCGGCCCACACAAGGCUCUGCCAGGCACCCUUGGGCCUAGUCCCUUGCUCACACAUAGAGGAUGUCUCCUCGGAGGACUGUGAUGAGCAGGCAGGGCUGGGGCGGGGGAGUGGCUCUGCACAGGGUCACCAUCAUGUCACCCUGUCCUGAUCACUCAGCCACCACUGGGCACCUGGGCUAUGAGAAGGAAGGCGUGCACCCGAGAGGGCUUGUGCGUGCCACAGGGAACAUUCUGGACCCCCACAGACCAGGGCCCAGGACCCAACAGACUUGCUGUCUGCAAACCAUGUUCACCCUACUUGUAAAAUAAAGAAAUUGGGCCCCUGGCCCUGGAGAGGAA